ACUUGCUAAAAUCUCUUACGAAUUCAAUUUUUUUUUUAAUACUGUAAUUAGGCAUCGGCUUCGGCUAUCCAGUAUCCGGCAUCAGGCGUGCGUUUUGAACUGAUUUUCUCUAUUCAUGAUUUUAUUUUAACAUAUUCUUAGUUUGGACAUCGAACCGACGACAUGGCCGAGUAUCUGGCAUCUAUAUUCGGUACCGAGAAGGAUAAGGUCAACUGUUCAUUUUAUUUUAAAAUCGGCGCUUGCCGUCAUGGUGAUCGCUGUUCAAGAAUACAUAAUAAGCCCACUUUCAGUCAGACUGUACUAUUGCAAAAUCUUUACGUAAAUCCACAAAAUUCUGCGAAGUCUGCUGAUGGAUCACAUUUGGUUUCAAAUGUAACUGAUGAAGAAAUGCAAGAACAUUAUGAUAAUUUCUUUGAAGAUGUUUUCGUAGAAUGUGAAGACAAGUACGGUGAAAUUGAAGAAAUGAAUGUUUGUGACAACUUAGGAGAUCAUCUAGUUGGCAAUGUCUAUAUUAAGUUUCGUCGAGAAGAACAUGCAGAAGCAGCUGUUAACGAUUUAAAUAAUCGAUGGUUUGGUGGACGUCCAGUUUAUGCUGAAUUGAGCCCUGUAACAGAUUUCCGAGAAGCUUGUUGUCGUCAAUAUGAAAUGGGAGAGUGUACGCGUAGUGGAUUUUGCAAUUUCAUGCACUUGAAGCCAAUAUCACGAGAAUUACGUAAAUAUCUUUAUAGUCGUCGAUCACGCAGACAUCGUUCACGUAGUCGUUCACGUGAUCAUGUUGGAACUCGUAGAACCAGAUCACCCUCUCCUAGACAUGGCCAUCAUCGUGGUGGUGGUGGUGGUGGUGGAGGUGGCGGUGGUGGAGGAGGACGUAGAGAUCGCAGAUAUUAAUUAUAAUAAUAAUUAUGUUUACACUGCAGCAAA
This is a messenger RNA of Rhopalosiphum maidis (corn leaf aphid), 921 nucleotides long. RefSeq names its product splicing factor U2af 38 kDa subunit (gene U2af38). Bases 163 to 888 code for a protein of 241 amino acids. NCBI's taxonomy places the organism in Eukaryota, Metazoa, Arthropoda, Insecta, Hemiptera, Aphididae. Gene Ontology annotation, molecular function: metal ion binding; pre-mRNA 3'-splice site binding. Gene Ontology annotation, biological process: mRNA splicing, via spliceosome. The transcript is spliced from 7 exons. Gene Ontology annotation, cellular component: spliceosomal complex; U2AF complex. The record is from RefSeq and is a predicted model, not a curated record.